AUGUGUCUCAUCCCCAGCCUUCUCACAGCGACCCUGCUCGCACUCUUCGCCACCGUUCUCGCCGAUGGCGGCUACGCCUCGCCUGGUGAGGAUCAAUGCAAGGUCAUCGAGCUCUGGUGGGGCAGGGACAACAACGAGGCCAUCCAGGUCAUCGCCGACUGUCCCGUCUACCAGGGGGAGAAGUCCUACUAUUGUAGCAAGCUACCUCUGGACAAGUGUUUCGGUAACAUCCAAGGACAGCUGAAGCCCAUUCGCAACGGCGGCUUCUCGAGCUCCUGCCAUGACUGCAAACUGGAGAGCACCAAGCUGUCUUGCUACUGCGAGCGUAGCAAUACCGACACGGCCCGGUGGCAAUACACGGAGAUCGAGACGAUCGGACAAGCGACCACUAACCCAACGUGUUACUGCGAUUAG
Molecule: messenger RNA, 414 nt
Organism: Pseudomassariella vexata
Lineage: Eukaryota; Fungi; Ascomycota; Sordariomycetes; Amphisphaeriales; Pseudomassariaceae
Exons: 3
Coding region: 1-414 (137 amino acids)
Source: RefSeq, a predicted model, not a curated record